AUGGGUUUUUCUCAGACCACAGCGCAUGUUCUUUUAGGAUGUUGUUCUAGCGCUUUUCUUAUGGAAAUAUUAAUGGCAAGAAAGCCUAGCAGCGCUAAUUUAGUUACAUUCCUCCAAUUUUUCUUUAUAUCAUUGUAUGGAUUCGUAGUUACUGCCAAACUGGGCAAGGUAAGCCCAAAAAUACCUCUAAAAGAGUACAUAAUACUAGUCACUUUAUUUUUCUUAACCACAGUGGCCAAUAAUUAUGUCUAUGCCUUGCAUGUGCCUUCUACAUUGCAUAUGAUUAUAAGGUCGGCUUCAUCACCAGCUAGCAUGCUUGUAUAUUGUUGUGUAAAGCGACAAAAACCAAAAUUGAACAACGCUAUUGGCUCUGUACUGAUCAGUGUUGGUGUUACGUUGGCUAUGUAUGGUGGAGCGCCUACUAAUGAAGAAAAUAAGGGGACAUUUUUAUAUUGGUGUAUAGGAGUCACUAUAUUAUGGACGACAUUAUUCACUGGCGUUUUUGCGGGACUGCAACAGGAGAGGCUGUAUUCACAAUAUGGAAAACAUCCUGAUGAGAUGCUGUUCUACACGCAUGCUAUCCCAUUGCCUUUAUUCCUAGGAAUCUAUCCUCAAUUGGUAGAUACAUCAUCAGACCUAUCCUGGGACACCUGGCUGUUGAUAUCUCUUAAUAUACUGUCCCAAUUCUAUUGUACACAUUCGGUCCAUGAACUGGCAACCAAAGAAACAUCAGUGACAGUAACAUUUAUACUUACUUUAAGGAAAUUUAUUUCUCUUCUGAUCUCAUCAGUAGUUUUUAAAAAUAGUUUGACUAUAUAUCAUGUGAUCGGGACUAUUAUCGUUGCAAUUGGUACAUAUGUAUACUUUGACUAUUUUUCUGGAAGAAGACAAAAACCUGUUAGUAUGAAAACUAAAGCAAAUUAA
Molecule: messenger RNA, 924 nt
Organism: Arctia plantaginis
Lineage: Eukaryota; Metazoa; Arthropoda; Insecta; Lepidoptera; Erebidae
Source: the annotation of a GenBank genome assembly